UUGCUAAAAUUACAUUUAAUAAUUUUACCUUAAGCAGCAUGUUAUAUGGACACUGUGUCCUAUGACACUCGGACACAAUCAGUGGCACUGACACUUUGUCCACUGACACUGACACUGUGUCCACCGACACCCGGCCACAGCGAGUGGCACUGACACUGUGUCCACCGACACUCUGCCACAGUGGCUGACACUGACACUGUGUCCACCGACACUCUGCCACAGUGGCUGACACUGACACUGUGUCCACUGACACUCGGCCACAGCGAGUGGCACUGACACUGUGUCCACCGACACUCUGCCACAGUGGCUGACACUGACACUGUGUCCACUGACACUCGGCCACAGUGGCUGACACUGACACUUGUCCACCGACACUCGGCCAUAAUGAGUGACACUGACACUGUGGACGGCACCGAGUGUCCGCCACUGAGUGUCCGCGCAUCUAUGGUUUUGAAAACAACUUUUAUGCGAUUUACUUACAUAUACAUAGCGUGGUAAUUAUUAUAGAAGUAUUUGGCUAAAAUACUUAGCACGAAAUUAAUAAUUAGCAACUCAUGCGACGAAAUUAAUAAGAAUGAAAAUCAUGCAAGCAAAUAUUGUUACCUAUUUAUUAAUGAAAGACCAAAUUGAGACAAAGUAGAAAAGUGAGGGCGAAUGAAUGAAUCGAUGGAUAUGCAAAUCUUCUAUGUACGAGUGCAUGUCCAAGUCGGUGAUCGUCGGGAGCACGCUGGUACACAUGUGCUUACCACUAAAUCGUCUAAAUCUGAGUAUUCUUUAAUUAAAAUAUAUACCUCAAAAUAAAUAGGAGACUGUUUUAGCCCGGCUUUCCUGAUCAAUUAACAUUUUCCGUGCACGUGAAAUAUGAGUUGGCAAGCCAGCAAGUUGGGGGGCGGGUCACGUGCUAAAAAUGGAAUUGGUUCUUUUUCUGGACUGCUGCGACCAAAGUGGGGGUGGACCGGAAAUCACGAGGCUCGAUUAUUGCAUCUGUUCGAGACAGGGUAUAAAAGUGACUUGAUGCUGAACCUUUAUCCUGAAGGAUUAAGGCUUCCAGUGCAUAAAAUAUUUCUUGAGGCCGGCUCCCCCGUGCUGGAUGGCAAAAUCAAACCGGAAACGGAGGAGAUCAGGAUUGAAAAUGUGGAUACUCGCGUUUUCAAAAUGCUGAUUAAGCAUUUGUACACUGGGAAAUCGGACGUCGGGAUGGGCGAUGCACUGCAGCUGAUGCAACUUGCAACCGAGUAUGAAGUCAGCGGUUUGAGGGACGAGUGCGCUCAGAUUUUGAAGGGCGACUUGACCUUGGAAAAUGUCCUUUCAUUGUUUCAAAGUGGGAUGGAAUACGCGCACGGGGACUUUAUUCAGUCAACGCUCAAAUUCAUUUGCAAGAAUGCACGAAAAGUUUUGAAAUCUGACAAAUUUUCCAAGUUGCGAUUGGAGUGUUUGGUAGAAAUAAUUCAGCAGGAUUCGCUCGUAGUGAUGAACGAGAUGGAAGUGUUCGACGCAGUGAACCGAUGGGGCAUAGCUGAGUGUUUACGACAAAAUCUGGAUCCUGCAAAUGCUGAAAGUCUUCGAAAGUGUCUCGCCAAACCGCUGAGUCAUAUCCGGUUUUCUUUAAUGGAUCCGGCCGAGUUUGCUCUGAACGUGACGACCAAGAAACUUCUCAGCAUGGAAGAAUCGAUGGAGCUGUUGAAUUGUUUUCUUGUCCCGCCUGAGAAGAGAAAUAUGCUCCCACCAGGAACAUUUGUGUCCACUCCGCGCACCUACAUUAACAAGGACAUCGUUCUCACGCGGACCUUUCCCGAGGGUGCGAGACUGAUUCAAAGCAUAACUUGUGCGGGAAAUCCAAAUGGAAGUGAAACGAUUAUGAUUCGUGUUAAGGAAAACGUCUCACUGAAAUCAAUUUCAGUUCCGAAAGAAAUUUUUGACGUAAAUCCAGCCUAUCUUUAUUAUUACGAUUUGAUCAAGUGUACUCUGUCAUGCGAGAGUGAAGUCAAGAAUGUCGACACCCUUGUCACCAAAUUCGACACUUACGAGAGGGGUGAAGUCUACUUGCGCAUUUCCAUCGAUCCGCCGUGCAGACUUAAUGUGUUGGAUGGAUGGGUCAAGGUUACGAUGAGUUUCUCCGGUGACGUGGGAUAUCAUGGUCUUACGCAAACCGUGGCCAAUAAGGGAAUUUUUGAUAUCAUUCAGCACGUCUUUCCUCCGAACGGAUGCAACAGAAUGAUUACAAAUUAUGUCGGUUUAUUCCCUGAUCCCGUCAUGGAAGAAAAUGCUACUCGAGUCAUUAUUAAACGACGUGAAAGAGACCAGCUCGGAGUCAAUUGUGGGUUUAUUGAGAAGAUGGAAUUUGAACUGGUUUAAUAAAUAUUUAAGGGCUUCAUUACUCUUUUUUGGUACAUAAUGUAAUAUUGUAAUAUUCCUUUUCACAUUAUUUAUAUUUCCAAAUUUCAGUGCUAUGACACAAUUCGAAUGUCGAUACAUAUUUAUACAUUGUUUACAUAUAAUAUAUUUACAUAUAUAUUUACAUAUUAUAAUAUAUUAUAUUUAAACAUUAAAUUUUCAUGUAUUUAUGUUAAUGUAAGAUACAUAUGUAUGAUCCAUUUUGUUGUGGACGAAAUAAAGCAUAAAUACAUACAUGUGUAUGUACAUAAAAUACAGAAUACGUA
Molecule: messenger RNA, 2660 nt
Organism: Folsomia candida
Lineage: Eukaryota; Metazoa; Arthropoda; Collembola; Entomobryomorpha; Isotomidae
Product: BTB/POZ domain-containing protein 2
Exons: 9
Coding region: 862-2355 (497 amino acids)
Biological process (GO): neurogenesis
Cellular component (GO): cytosol; P-body
Molecular function (GO): protein binding
Source: RefSeq, a predicted model, not a curated record